Ornithodoros turicata is the source of this 3945-nucleotide messenger RNA. RefSeq lists its product as uncharacterized. Bases 1 to 3945 code for a protein of 1314 amino acids. NCBI's taxonomy places the organism in Eukaryota, Metazoa, Arthropoda, Arachnida, Ixodida, Argasidae. Gene Ontology annotation, biological process: DNA integration; proteolysis. The record is from RefSeq and is a predicted model, not a curated record. The transcript is spliced from 5 exons. Gene Ontology annotation, molecular function: aspartic-type endopeptidase activity; nucleic acid binding.
AUGAGAGGUGCAAGAUGGCACGACCUCUAUCAGCGCAAGUUCGUCGCGAAAAAUCCAUCAUCCGCUCUGAACGAACUAAUAACAUCAAGACAAAAGCGCAAUGAACGAAAAUGCAAAAGAGCGUUGCGGUUCGACAGGUCUCCAAUAUCGAGAACACCCAAAUUCGCAAGCACCGUUGGAGACAAGGACUAUGGAGGACAGUCUCAAAAACCAGAUCUGGACAGGACAAUUUUUAUUGAGAAAGCCAAAGACUUUGUGCGUGGCAUACAGUUGACCAGCCAGGAAGCUGACAGCCAACAGAAGUCUACACUAGAACGGAACAAGUCUGAUCUGUGGCACUCACAAAGAAAGCAAAGCAAAGAUUGUCAGUACGGCAUCGACCACGAGGAAGACGCAGCAUCAGCAUUCCAAGCGAGAUACCCGAACGUUGAAGUGAAAAAAUGUGGCCUUUUCGUCGACCCUGAUAUACCCUACGUAUGCACCACUCCUGACCGCCUUAUCGACAACGACGGAAUCCUCCAAAUAAAAUGCCCUGCAACAGUACAAAAUUACAUGACCAUCGCAGAAACCGCUCGCAACCAUUCCAUCGGCGUAAAAAUAUCGAAAGACUUCUAUCUUCUAGACUAUCUUCCAGAAUCACACAAGUACUUCUAUCAAAUACAAGCUCAGCUAAACAUUGCGAAGAGGGGCUACUGCAAACUCGCAGUGUGGUCGCCGACGGACCUGCAAGUUGUAACCAUCAAGAGGAACCCUGCGUUCUGGCAAAAAAUAUUGCCUAAGAUUAAUAACUUUUAUGUAGGAUAUAUGGUUCCUGAGCUAGUUGAUCCACGAGUCACGAGACACAUGGAACUACGGGGCAUCACUACCGAGACGCGGAAGUAUUACCAUGUCAUUUCCGUUCUGCCUCCGGACAUAUCGCUGGAAGUCUCUGACUUGCUCCUUCACCCUUCACCCACCGAGCCCUAUACCGCUCUCAAGACAGCGCUCGUUGAACGCACAAUGGCUUCCGAGCGCAAGCGGCUACAGCUCCUGCUCGACGCAGAAGAGCUCGGCGACCGAAGACCAUCCCAGAUGCUUCAGCAUAUGGAGAACCUCCUCGGCUCGCGCGCCGCGACCUUCUAUCGGGUUCUGUUGAGGGAGCUGUUCCUGAAACGCCUUCCCAGCCAGGUGCAGAUGGUUCUGGCCACCGCCGCUGACCUGAAUAUCGCAGCACUGGCCAAGCUUGCCAACAAGGUUCUUGAAGUCAGUUCUCCCACCACCUCGGCUUCUACAGCUCCGGUAGCUGCUCUGACACCCUCUCAAGACCCAGCCACCGCUCAGCCCUCUUCCUCUCAGUUGACCACGCUCACUGAAGAAAUUCGACGGUUAUCUGACGUAGUCGCUUCAACCUUGUCGAGCCGGCAACCCCGUCGCCCAUCCCCCCGACGGCGUAGCUUGACCCCUUCUCCCAGCCGACCUCCAGCUGGUUGCCUUCUGCCUUGCUUGCUUCUACCACGCCAAGUUCGGCGCCGCUGCUCUCAACUGCGCCAGCCCUUGCGGCUGGCCGGGAAACAGCAGAGAGGAUCACUACCGGCAACUAGUGAUCCCCGGAACACUCACCCAGGUCGCCUUUUCUUCAUUGCCUGCAAAUCUCAUGGUUUCCGCUUCCUGGUGGACACCGGCGCCCAAGUCAGCGUGUUGCCAGCUAGCGCUGCAGACAAACGAAGACCUGUCAUGCACCACCUCUCCGCUGUGAACGGCACCUCUAUCCCCGUUUACGCGGAAAGAUCGUUGGCACUAGACGUGGGCUUACGCCGUCAAUUCCGGUGGAUUUUCCUCGUGGCCGCCGUUACGCACCCCAUUCUCGGCGUGGACUUUUUAAACCACUACCGUCUCGCCGUUGACACCUUCCACCGUCGGCUUGUCGACUCUACUACCAACCUGUCUGUGGCCGGCAUUUCGACGACGCGCAUCUCCCCACGCCAUGGUCUUCUCGGCCUGAAACCUGCCAAUCCGAGUUGUGACUACGGAGCCCUGCUUGCAGAGUUCCCUAGCCUCACCCAACCUCCCGAUUGGACUCGCCCGGUGCAACACGACGUGGUACACCGUAUCACUACCACCGGACAUCCCACCCAUGCCAAGCCUCGCCGUCUCGCUCCCGAAAAGCUUGUCAUCGCCCGCCAGGAGUUCGAGCAUAUGCUGGAAAUCGGCAUUGCUCGCCCGUCUGACAGCAGCUGGUCAUCGGCCCUCCACAUGGUCCCCAAGAAAACUGGGGACUGGAGACCAUGCGGAGAUUACAGGGCUUUAAACGUAAAGACCGUUCCAGACCGCUACCCCCUGCCUAACAUCCAUGACUUUACGGCUGGUUUGCAUGGGGCCAUCAUCUUUUCAAAAAUCGACCUGCGGAAGGCGUACCACCAGAUCCUAAUGGCUCCUGAGGACGUUCCAAAGACGGCCAUUACCACCCCCUUCAGCCUCUUCGAGUUCCUCAGGAUGCCCUUUGGACUCCACAACGCUGCACAGACCUUCCAAAGGUUUAUUGAUUUUGUGACCAGAGGAUUACCAUUCGUUUUCGCGUACGUUGGCGACAUACUCGUGGCCAGCCCCUCCGCCGAAGAGCACCUCCGCACCUCUCUUGAAUUUCUCGGCCACCACCUCGACACUAGCGGCAUCAGACCUCUUCCGAGCAAGGUGCAAGCCAUCCUAGAUUUUCCUCGUCCCGACAUCAUUCGUAAACUUCGCAGAUUCCUGGGACUCAUUAAUUUCUACAGGAGGUUUAUUCCUCACUGUGCCUCCACCCUCCUGCCCCUCGAGGAAAUGCUGAAGCUUCCUGAGCAGCCCUCCGCAGCCCUCGACUGGUCCCGGGAACGUCAGCAUGCCUUUGACCAAGCCAAGCCAAACCUCGCCAACGCUAGCCUACUGGCCCACCCUGCUCAUGACGCCCCGACAACCUUGAUAGUUGACGCCUCAAACCAGGCCGUCGGAUCAGUUCUCCAGCAGCAUAUCUCUGGCUUCUGGCAACCAAUAGCCUUUUUCUCUAAGAAGCUUACUGAGACCCAAGCCAAGUACAGUACCUUUGGUCGAGAGCUCCUGGCAGCUUACAUGUCCGUGCGCCACUUUCGCCACCUGUUGGAAGGCCGACAUUUCACGUUGCUUACGGACCACAAGCCGCUGGUGGGCGCCUUCCGAAAGUCCAGUUCCCGCUACUCGCCACGAGAAAUCCGGCACGUAGCAUUUCUGUCAGAAUUUUGUUCGGACAUCAUCCACAUCAAGGGAUCCGACAACGUUCCCGCCGACGUUCUCAACCGUCUGACUACCAUUCAGUCUUCCCAGGACUUUUCCCUCGACCGACUAGCUCAGCUCCAGCAAACAGACACUGAGCUCGAAGCCCUUCGACGCUCCCCGUCUGCGUUGAUAUUGCAAGACGUGCUGCUGCCCGGUACUUCCUCGCCCGUCAUCUGCGAUACCUCGUCCGGCACCCCUAGACCGCGUACUGUCAAGCUUGUCUCCGCAAGAUACGUCUGGCCCGGUGUCACCAAGGACGUUCGGCUCUGGACUCAGGCCUGCCUGGCCUGUCAACGGCGCAAGAUCCACCGCCACACCGUCACACCUCUGUCCCGCUUCCUUCCUCCCGACGCCCGCUUCGACACGGUACAUGUCGACAUUGUCGGCCCCCUGCCACACUGCGAAGGGAAACGGUACAUCUUGACAUGCGUCGACCGCUUUACGCGGUGGUCGGAGGCCGUUCCCCUUGCCGACAUGACCGCCCACUCGGUGGCUGCUGCCUUCGUCAGCACAUGGAUCAGCCAUUUCGGCGUUCCCUCGGAGAUCGUCACCGACAGGGGAAGACAAUUCGAGUCCGCCCUUUUUCAUGCCCUCACGAAGCUCCUAGGCUGCUCGCGUCUCCGGACGACAUCCUACCAUCCUGCAACUAACGGCCUGGUAGACGCUUCCACCGCACCCUGA